AUGCUGCCCUCAGCACCAACUCUCGCCACUACAGCCCUCGUCGUUCUCCUUUUGGCCGUAUACUUCGUACUCCCUCCCGGACCCCGGGGUUUACCGCUGCUAGGGAAUGUAUUUCAGGUUCCUAGUAAAAUGCCCUGGCUCAAAUUCGCAGAAUGGAAAGCUGUAUAUGGUGCUGAAGGCCCAAUUUUCUCGCUGAACAUGGCUGGACAGAUAAUCGUGGUGCUAAACACCCACAAGGAAAACCGCCGCUCUACUAUCUAUAGCGACCGCCCGCGAUUCAUCAUGGCUAGUGAAAUCCUUACAGGGGGCAUAUUCAUGAUUUUUGCAAAUUGCGGCGAAGUAUGGCGUAAAAUGCGUCGUGUUGCUCAUGAAGAGUUUAAUCCACGAGCGGCGGAAAAGUACCGCGCAAUGCAGCAGAGAGGCGCGGCGCUGACAAUACUGGACAUUCUGCAGGAUCCUUCGUCUUGGGAGGACUGCUUGAAGCAGGGCACUGCUGCCAGUAUCCUCACCGCAGUGUAUGGAUGGCCACGAAUCACUUACAAGGAUAAAUCGGUCGUGACGAGGAUUCACGCGCACACUGCUCGUAUAGCUGCCGCUGUUGUGCCGGGUGCAUAUCUGUGGAAGCGCGAAGGGCUGGAGUGGCACGAACAAGAAACCCGCAUGUUUCAAGCCUUCAAUGCUAAAGUUCGCGAGAAGAAGCGGUAUCAUGGACUUUCGGAAAAGGAGUCUGCAUGGCUGGCUGGUAUCAUGUUGUGCAUAUCUGCCUCUCUGGCAAACGUUGUACUGGCGUUGACAUUACAUCCUGAGGUCAUGCACAAGGCGCAAGCUGAGAUCGAUGCGGUAGUCGGUCGAGAAUGUCUCCCAACGUUCGCGCAUCAAAGCGAGCUCCCAUAUUUACGAGCGUUGAUAAAGGAGACAUUACGUUGGCGGCCUACGGGACCUGUCGACCCGGACGUCUUUCCUAGUCCGGAAGAUUUCAUCCCUGAACGAUUCCUCGACGAGACUGGUGUGUUCGACGUCAUCCCUCCUGAUACGCAUGGGAUGGGUCAUGUGAACUUCGGAUUCGGCCGCAGAAUCUGUGCGGGGCUCCAUUUUGCCAAUCAAGAGCUGUUCAUCCAGGUCGCAAUGCUAUUAUGGGCCUUCAAUUUCGAAACGCCACUAGAUAAUGAUGGAGUGCCCCUCGCACCGCCCAAAGGCGAGUAUAUUGACGCAGGGAUCGUGGUGGUGCCUGCUCCCUUUGAAUGUAAGCUUACUAUGAGACGCACCGAUAUUGCAACUAUGAUAAUGCGAGAGCUGGAGGGUUGA
Messenger RNA from Postia placenta MAD-698-R-SB12, 1305 nucleotides. RefSeq lists its product as hypothetical. The coding region runs from base 1 to 1305 and encodes 434 amino acids. The record is from RefSeq and is a predicted model, not a curated record. Gene Ontology annotation, molecular function: heme binding; monooxygenase activity; iron ion binding. The transcript has 13 exons. Lineage: Eukaryota; Fungi; Basidiomycota; Agaricomycetes; Polyporales; Adustoporiaceae.